Molecule: messenger RNA, 4169 nt
Organism: Neofelis nebulosa (Clouded leopard)
Lineage: Eukaryota; Metazoa; Chordata; Mammalia; Carnivora; Felidae
Gene: MILR1
Product: mast cell immunoglobulin like receptor 1
Exons: 9
Coding region: 106-1176 (356 amino acids)
Source: RefSeq, a predicted model, not a curated record
GACUCACCAGUAUGGGGUCAUCAUGCCUCCUGUGUCCUCCUCCCUAAUUUCUUCUGGAGCUGUUUCAACAAACUGUUCUUUUAGGGCAUUUUUUUCUUCUCUCGCAUGUAUGGCUCAUUUGCCAUUUUGAAGCUUGUGUCUCCAAACGAAAACAUGAUGUGGAAAAAGAGUUUUCUCAUGUUCCUUUUCUCUCUCUCAGUUCAAAGAGCUGCCCUGGAUUGUGAAUGGAGGAACAAACUCCUUUCUCCAAGUUUGAACUCAAAAACAAAUGCAGUCACGAGGGGUCAAAAUGUGUCUUUAAUUUGUUCCAGCCGGAACCCAUCACUACAGAUCACCUAUCUUUUGUUUCGGCAUGAGAAGCACCUGAGAACCCAGGAAGGCAAAGGUGAACCCAUGAUUUUUAACCUAAGUGUCUCAGAAGCCCAUGAUUUGGGUCCCUACAAAUGCAAAGUCCAAGUUUCUAACUGUUCAGUUAUCAAAUACAGUCGUGAGUUCAACUUCACCUUUGUUGACCCAGUGAUUACACCAGUGCUGAAUGUUAACGUCGUUAAAAUAGAAACAGACCGACAUAUAAUACUGCAUUGCAUCUCAUUCAACGGCUCUCUGCCCAUCAAUUAUACUUUCUUUGAAAAAGAUACUGCCAUAUCACCAGCCAUUUCCAAGUACGUAAGGGAGCCUGCUGAAUUCAACUUAACCAAGAAAAGCACUGGCGGAAGGGAAGAGUAUAGGUGCAAAGCUGAAAACAAAUUGCCUGACCACACAAAAUACAGUCAACCAGUCUUCAUCAAUCCCUGGACAGGAGGAGGCAGCUGUCCUUUCUGUCUGCAGCUACUGCUUCUGGGAUUAUUGCUGGUGCUAAUGGUAAUAAUCCCAAUUCUGACAUUUUGGAUACUACCAAAGUACAGAGCAGGAAAAGCUAUGAGAGAUCAGGCACCCAGAGACAAUGGAAAUACACCCAUGGAAAUUGGAAUAUACGCAAAUGUCUGUGAAACUCAAGCAGACUCUGUGCCAGGCUUGGAACCAAGGCAGUGUGUUCACACAGCCCAAGAUGGAACUGGACACUCCCAGGAGAUACAUUAUGCUACCCCCAUGUUCCAGGAGGUGGCACCUGGAGGUCGUGAAGCCUAUAAUGAUUGUAAAACUGGGUCUAUCUAUUCUGAGCUCAUCAGAAGAUGACAUUUAAAGCUACAAGCUACAUCUCAGACAACCCUGCUAAACUCUCUUCAACUUAAAUAACUUAACUGUAGAUGUUCUUACAUUCUGGAGACCGGAGAGCUACUGCUGCCGUUACCCUGGUUGCCUCCUGCCACAACAGCCUCAGGCCCAGAAACUGGAGGCUCGACAUGGGAUGUGGAGUUCUGCCACCGCAGACAUUUGCUUCUCAGCGACAACCACCACCUUCCCUUCUACUUCCCAGAUCCCACGCACGCGUGUCUAAAUGGAAGACAUUCACAACCACACACACCCUGGCAGUAAGGGAAUUGUAAUUUUUUAGGUUUCUGAUGCCACCAAAUAGGAGGCUCAUGAUGACACUUAAGAGAGCCAAAGAAUCUACUACAUUAGCCAAAAUAGCAAUCAAGACUGAGGGUACAGUGAAGGCAUUUUAAGACAAAGACUGAGAAGGAGGUUUUCCAAUCACGUUCUCAGUGAAAGAAGUACGCCGUAUACUUGAAGAAGAAACCUGAACACAGAGAAAGGGUGUAAGAUUCAAGAACAUUCAUAGAGUAAACAUAAAUGGCAGAAGGCAGGGGGGCAGAAAGAGAGGUGUGCAUAAGGUUUGCAAACAUUAUAAGGCUACUUGAUGGGGGGCUUAAAGUUACCAACCAUGAGAUCAUGACCUGAGCCAAAAUCAAGAGUUGGACGCUCAACUGACUAAGCCACCCAAGUGCCCCUAAGGGAUGUGGGUCUUGGCCACCUCUCUGACCAUCUCCCCUAUGCUCCUCUAUUCCGGCUCCCCUGGCCUGUUUUCUGCUCCUUGAUCAUUCCACACCUUUUCCCUCGUAAGGGCCUUGGCUCUUGCUAGUCCCACCGCCCCAGAUCUUCACACACCUGACCCCUUUGUAUCAUUCAGCCUCAAUUUGAAGGUCAGGUUCUCAGAGCUUCCCUGACAACCUAUGCAAAACACACUACCCAGCCACGAUUUGGCACAUCAUCCUGUUCUAUUACCUACAACACUAUCACUAUCUGAAAUUACCUGAAACUGUCCAUGUGCCUCCUGCUUAGCAUCUGUCCCCACCUGCCCACCCCUGGAAGGGACUUGUCUGUGUUGUUCACCACUACGUCCUUAACACUUACAGUCCCUGGGACUCAGGUGCUCAGAAAGCCUUUUUGAAUGAACAAGAUGAAUAAAUAGAGAACACAUACAAUAACAGGCCAGUCUUCAGGAGAAGCACAAUUAUCUGAGAGAAAUUUCUCCCAUGUUUCCUUACAGGAUGAUGUGGUAUAACAGCAAACAAAUGCCUCCAAAAACACUCUUAUGGCUAAAUCAACAAUGAGUUCACAGGACUAUUUCUUAGUAACAUCUUUCAAUAGAUAUUGGUGUGGUGUAAUAUGUGAGAAGGGUAUUUGGUAAAAACAAAUGUAUUAAAAAUAAUUGGAUUGGAGGGAAAAUACAUCAAAACAAUACCAUGCAAGUGUGCAGCUCUCGGACAGAUUUAAUGGGAACUGCUGCUGGAGUGAGCAUCAGAAAUCACCUGUAGGUUUUAAAAAUAUACUUGUGUGGGCCCAACGGUCAGAGAUUGUUAUCAGAAAGAAUAGGGCUCAAAUAUAUUCAGAUUUUUAAAAGCUCCACAGGGGAUUCUGAUGUAGAACUCCAGCUGGACAUCUGUGAUCUGGAAAAACCUCCAUAAAUAUUACUUACCUCACCUGCAGUGUAAACAUUCUAUGUUGCCAAUCAGUACAGAUGCCUUAGCAGUCAAACCAGGAAUACAAUCUCCUGUGAAGGCUGAGGCCCCUAAAAGGAAAAGGUACCUAAAUAAAGGGACCUGGCAGUACAACGGAGAGCUUUAGAAAAAUGUUUUAAAACUUAAAAAAUUCUUAGUUAUAUUAAAACUAAGUAUUGAACCCCAAAUUGCAAAAAAUGAAAUUUAAACUUUUAAGUAGACAUACAGGGGUCAUAUUGGUAUUGCAAUUCUGAGACUGAUGUAAUUAAGGUAAAAUAAAACAAAUGAGCAGUUGUGAGAUGUGGCUUUCUAAUUUUAUCAUCACCCUCAAUAGUCCUGAGAACUGGGAUUUUAAUGGGAAUACAAAUGUCUGAUAAAAGAGAUUAAGUAAAACCCCUGCAGUCCUAAAGGGCAAGAGGGGGCUUUUUUGGUGUGAUGGAAAUGUUCUAUAUUGUCACUCUGGUAGUAGUUACCCAUUUACCUAAAAUGCAUAAUUUGUACAUUUAAAAUAGGUAAAUUUAUUGAAGAUAAAUUAUAUCUCAGUAAAGCUGAUUAAAACAUAUACAUACACAAACACGCAAACACACACACACGCUAGUUGUGAACACUGAAAAGGCCUAGACACAAAGUCCACUUUCUAACUAUCAGUACCCCUAGUACCCAGAGUACAGCAUCCAAAUACUGUUUUCCAUUAAAAGGAACCAGGGUUUCUUGGAGAAACUCUGAAAUAUACAAUUUCUAGAUCAGACAUUAGAUACCAAGGAAGCUAUCAAACACUACUAAAGUUAUGUCAAAAGGACUCCAGGCCAACUUGAAGAAGCUCCCACUGGCUAAAGAUAGGACAAUUUGAACAUCAAAAGGAACAACUUUAAAGGGGACGAAUCAGCAUUUAUCCUACCUCUCUCAUACCUCUAAGCAAGUAAGAGAUGUUUUUCCUUACAGAAGUAUUCUAACUAAUGAAUGAAGAUGUAAGAAAAUCAGAAUAUCACCAUUUUGCCACCUCUAAUGAACUGACUGACCUAAGCAUUGAUCAACGAUUGAUUGCUAGCAUCCCCAAAAGAGAAACCACCAGACCUAACUGCCUCCUGAUGGGAGAACACAACCUAGGAAAAAUCUUGUCUCCCUGCCCCCGCCCCCAAAUUAAACUUGAAACUGAUCAAGCCUCUGGAUUCAACUUCCACUCUACAGGAAUUAUAUAUAGAGAAGAACAGGUUAAACCCUCAUGGGGAUGCAAUAAGCACGGUCCAAACAGUGACAAAGCCUGUAAAAUAAGCAGCCCAAUUUCUU